UCUGACUUGAAGAUAGUGCUUGGUGACAUCGCAGUUGUUUUCGUGACAGUGUGUGGAAAUCUACUGGUGAUCAUCUCCAUCUGCCACUUCAAGCAGCUCCACACACCAACCAACUUCCUCCUCCUCUCUCUGGCUGUGGCGGACUUUCUAGUUGGAGCAACUGUGAUGCCUUUCCACUUUAUUAUGUUGAUUGAUCCGGACUGGUGCAUUGGCGAAUUGUAUUGCGCCAUUAAUAAUGUAGUUUCCUAUUCCCUGACUGGUGUGUCAAUUAAUAGCGUCGUUUUUAUUGCAGUGGACCGAUACUUCGCUCUCAGCAGCCCUUUUCUUUACUGCACUAAAAUGACAGGGAAGCUAACUUUAAGGAUCAUAUUGAUUCUCUGGUUGUAUACAUUCAUAUACAAUGUGGCUCUUCUGUAUAGCAAUGGAAAUAUCCCUGAAAUGAAGGAAAAUACUACAUGUGUCGACUGUAUUGUCAUAAUAGAUGAAAUAUGGGCCAUUACUGACUUUCUUAUAGUACUCGUUCUGCCGUGCAUAACAAUAAUGAUUAUUUAUGUGAAAAUUUUUUAUAUUGCCAAAAAGCAUGCAAAUAAUAUCACGUGUGUCAUGAAACAACAUACAAACAGCAGAAAAGUAAAUAAUUAUUCAAUGGCAUCUGAAAGAAAAGCAGCAAAAACACUAUCAAUUCUUGUGGUAGUGUUCCUACUGUGUUUAGUACCCUGCUUUGCAAGCGUUUUUGUUGAUGUAUAUGUUAAGAAACCAUCUGUGUAUCUUUCCGUUCUAAUUACCUUAACUCUACUUUAUGUAAAUUCAUCAUUGAACCCUAUAAUAUAUGCCCUAUUCUAUCCAUGGUUUCAAAAGUCAGUAAAACUCAUUUUAACACUCAGGAUAUGUGGAACAGAGUCUUCCCUUAUGAAUGUGUUUAUAAAGGAAACAUAAAAACUUUGCUGUAUAUAAUAAUGAAGAAAUCAAACAUUAUAGUUUUA
Messenger RNA from Anguilla anguilla (European eel), 983 nucleotides. Its product is annotated as trace amine-associated receptor 7a-like. The record is from RefSeq and is a predicted model, not a curated record. The transcript has 2 exons. Gene Ontology annotation, molecular function: trace-amine receptor activity. Gene Ontology annotation, biological process: G protein-coupled receptor signaling pathway. Gene Ontology annotation, cellular component: membrane. The annotation marks the transcript as partial. Lineage: Eukaryota; Metazoa; Chordata; Actinopteri; Anguilliformes; Anguillidae.